CCCUCCCUCCGCAGAUGCCGCUUCCCCGGCGGCCGGGACGGCGGCCCCCGGCACCUGCCCGGUGCUGAGCCCGGGGCUGGGGGGAGGGGGGAGGUCCGGGGGUCCCCCCUGAGCCCCCCCGUCAUGUUCUCGGUGCAGGAGGCGCUGCCCCGGGGGGGGGUCCCCAUGAAGGAGCCGCUGAGCGCGGGGCUCCCCGCCGGCCGCUGGCUGCAGGGCACCGGCAUCCUGGACGCCAGCACGGCGGCGCAGAGCGGCGUGUCGCUGGCCCGCGCUCACUUCGAGAAGCAGCCCCCGGCCAACCUGCGCAAGUCCAACUUCUUCCACUUCGUGCUGGCCAUGUACGACCGGCAGGGCCAGCCCGUGGAGGUGGAGCGCACCUGCUUCAUCGACUUCGUGGAGAAGGAGCGGGAGCAGAACGGGGAGAAAACCAACAACGGGAUCCACUACCGGCUGCAGCUGCUCUACAGCAACGGGCUCCGCACCGCAGAUUUGUACGUGCGCCUCAUCGACUCCAUGUCCAAGCAGGCCAUCAUCUACGAGGGGCAGGACAAGAACCCGAGAUGUGCCGGUGUGCUGACCCACGAGAUCAUGUGCAGCCGCUGCUGUGACAAGAAGAGCUGCGGGAACCGCAACGAGACCCCCUCGGACCCCGUCAUCAUCGACAGGUUUUUCCUCAAGUUUUUCCUCAAAUGCAACCAGAACUGCCUGAAAAACGCCGGGAACCCGCGGGACAUGCGGCGCUUCCAGGUGGUGGUGUCCACCACGGUGCACGUGGACGGCCACGUCCUGGCCGUGUCCGACAACAUGUUCGUGCACAACAACUCCAAGCACGGCCGGCGCGCGCGGCGCCUCGACCCCUCCGAAGCAGCCACCCCCUGCAUCAAGGCCAUCAGCCCCAGCGAGGGCUGGAACGGCGGUGCCACCGUCAUCGUCAUCGGGGACAACUUCUUCGAUGGCCUGCAGGUGCUGUUCGGCACCGUGCUGGUGUGGAGCGAGCUCAUCACCCCCCACGCCAUCCGCGUGCAGACCCCCCCCCGGCAUCCCGGGGUCGUGGAGGUGACGCUGUCCUACAAGGCCAAGCACUUCUGCAAGGGCGCGCCCGGGCGCUUCGUCUACACCGCCCUGAACGAGCCCACCAUCGAUUACGGCUUCCAGCGGCUGCAGAAGGUGAUCCCGCGGCACCCCGGGGACCCCGAGCGCCUGCCCAAGGAGGUGCUGCUGAAGCGCGCGGCCGACCUGGUGGAGGCGCUUUAUGGGGUCCCCCACAGCAGCCAGGACGUGCUGCUGAAGCGGGCGGCCGACGUGGCCGAGGCGCUGUACAGUGUCCCCAGGGCCCCCGCGCAUGUCACUGUCCCCUCCUUCGGCGGGGGACAGCUCGGCCUGGCCAUGGGCGACUCCCCGCAGGGCUCCGAACAAGGGUUCUCGCGCAGCCCCGGGACGCCCCCGGCGCGGGGGUUCGGCCCCCCGGGCUCUGCCCCCCAGCAGGGCUUUGCCGGGGCCACCGGGGGCUUCGGCGGGGCCACCAUGGCCGGGCUGGGGGUCCCCGGGUCCCCUCCGAGCUUCCUGAACGGCUCCACGGCCACCUCCCCCUACGCCAUCCUGCCCGCCAGUCCCCCUCUGGGCGCCUCGUCCGUCACUGUCACCGGGCCCGGCACGGCCACCCCGCCCGGUGGCUUCUCCUUCUCUCCGGUGACGAUGAUCUCGGCCGUGAAGCAGAAGAGCGCCUUCGCCCCCGUGCUGCGGCCGCAGGGCUCGCCCCCGCCCGCCUGCGCCAGCGCCCUGCAAGACCCAGCUUUCGAGGACUCGGACAAAUUCCAUGCUCCGGCACGGCCGCUCCAGGGAUUGGCCUAUUCCUAAGGACGGCGUUUCCGGACCCCCCAUCCCACCAGGACAGGAGCGGGGACAAGGACUGGGGACAUCCCUGUCCCCUGUGCCCACCCCUCGCCUCCCCUCAGAGCUGGGAUGGUGCCGGGAUGAGGGGACCCGGCCACCCGAUGUCCCCAUCCCGGGGGACCCCGGCCUGGCCCGGCUGAGGGGGGACUUGGGGAAAUCCUGGAAUGAGCCAAAAUUCCUGGGUUUGGCCUCGGGAAGAGGCGGAGAGAGCCGGGAAUGGGGGGCAGCGGAGGGCGCGGGAGGGGUGAUCCGAGGUGGGAGGGAAGCUCUGGAAAAGGAUGGAUGAUCCAAGGUGGGAUAGAUGAUCCAGGAUGGGAUGGAUGAUCCAGGUGGGAUGGAAGCUCUGGAAUAGGAAGGAUGUUCCAAAGUGGGAUGGAUGGUCCAGAAUAGGAUGGGAAGGAUGAUCCAGUGUGGGAUGGAUACUCCAGGAUGGGAAGGAUGAUCCAGUGUGGGAUGGAUACUCCAGGAUGGGAAGGAUGAUCCAGUGUGGGAUGGAUACUCCAGGAUGGGAAGGAUGAUCCAGUGUGGGAUGGAUACUCCAGGAUGGGAAGGAUGAUCCAGGUGGGAUGAAAAGCUCUGGAAUAGGAGGGACGACCCAAAGUGGGAUGGAUGUUCCAAGGUGGGAGAGAUGAUCCAAAGUGGAAUGCAUGAUCCAAAGUGGGAUGGAUGCUCCAGGAGGGAUGAUCUAGAAUAGGAUGGAUAUUCCAGGAUGGGAGAUGAUCCAAGGAGGGAUGGAUGCUCCAGGUGGGAUGGAAGCUCUGGAAUAGGAGGGAUGACCCAAAGUGGGAUAGAUGAUCCAGCAGUGGAUGUUCCAAAAUGGGAUGGAUGAUCCAAGGUGGGAUGGAUGCUCCAGGUGGGAUGGAAGCUCUGGAAUGGGAGGGAUGAUCUAGAAUAGGAUGGAUAUUCCAGGAUGGGAGAGAUGAUCCAAGGUGGGAUGCACGAUUGAAGGCAGGAUGGAUGACCCAUGGUGGGAUGGAUGCUUUGGAAUAGGCAGGAUGAUCCAGGGUGGAAUGGAAGCUCCAGGUAGGAGAGAUGAUCCGGGUGGGAUGGAAGCUCUGGAAUAGGAAGGAUGAUCCAGGGUGGGAUGGAUGAUCCAGCACGUUCCAAGGUGGGAUGGAUGAUGCAGAAUAGGAUGGAUAUGCCAAGAUGGGAAGGAUGAUCCAGGUGGGAUGAAAACUGUGGAAUAGGAGAGAUGACUCAAGGUAGGACGGAUGUUCUGAGGUGGGAUGGAUGAUCCGGAAUAGGAUGGAUACUCCAGGAUGGGUGAGAUGAUCCAAGGUGGGAUGGAUGCUCUGAGAUGGGCAGGAUGUUUCCAGGUGGGAUGGAUACUCCAGGGCAUGGAUGUUUCCAGGAUGGGAUGGAUGUUUCAAAGUGGAAUGGAUGAUCCAGGUGGGAAGGAAUCUCUGGAAUAGGAUGGAUGCUCCAGGAUGGAUGAUCCAGGUGGGAUGGAAGCCCUGGAAAAGAAUGGAUGAUCCAAGGUGGGAUGGAUGCUGCAGAACAAGAUGGAUGUUGAGGAUUAGAGGGAUGAUCCAGGAAAAGAUGGAUGCUCCUGGGCAGGGUGGGGAUGAUCUGGAGGGAUGAUGAUGGAUGGAUGGAUGGAUGGAUGGAUGGAUGGAUGGAUGGAUGGAUGGGUGAUGGACACUCCAAGGCAGGAAGGAUGAUCUGGGACGAGAUGGAUGCUCCCAGGAGAGAUGUUCACUCCAAGGUGGGACGGAUCCCCCAGGACAGACGGACGCUCCGGUGGGACCCGGCUCCCUCGACCUUUCCCGGCUCUCUCCCCACUCCACAUCCGGAGCCUCGGCCACAAUUCCAGAACCUGAUCCCAGAACCCCAGAUCCUGGCUCUCUGCCUAUCCGGGAUCAGGAUCCUGGUGCCACCCGGGGCGUGGGGACACCGCUGUCCUUGUCCCCUGCCAUUAAUUAUCGCCAUUAUUAUCAACAUUAA
Messenger RNA from Catharus ustulatus (Swainson's thrush), 3837 nucleotides. Its product is annotated as transcription factor COE4-like. The record is from RefSeq and is a predicted model, not a curated record. Gene Ontology annotation, molecular function: DNA-binding transcription factor activity, RNA polymerase II-specific; RNA polymerase II cis-regulatory region sequence-specific DNA binding. Lineage: Eukaryota; Metazoa; Chordata; Aves; Passeriformes; Turdidae. Gene Ontology annotation, biological process: regulation of transcription by RNA polymerase II.